This is a messenger RNA of Chanos chanos (milkfish), 1977 nucleotides long. RefSeq names its product sodium/glucose cotransporter 4-like. Bases 1 to 1977 code for a protein of 658 amino acids. Gene Ontology annotation, molecular function: D-glucose:sodium symporter activity. The record is from RefSeq and is a predicted model, not a curated record. Gene Ontology annotation, biological process: transmembrane transport. Gene Ontology annotation, cellular component: plasma membrane. The transcript is spliced from 13 exons. Lineage: Eukaryota; Metazoa; Chordata; Actinopteri; Gonorynchiformes; Chanidae.
AUGACUGUCGCACCUGCCGUGACAGGCACCGCACAGCCUGAAACCACUUCAAGGCUCGUCUUGGAAGCUGGUGACAUUGCCGUCAUUGUGGUCUACUUCGUUUUUGUUUUUGCCGUGGGAAUAUGGUCCUCUAUCAGAGCCAACCGUGGGACAGUGGGGGGAUACUUCUUAGCUGGCAGAUCCAUGACAUGGUGGCCGAUUGGAGCCUCUUUGUUGGCCAGUAAUGUGGGCAGUGGCUUGUUCAUUGGAUUAGCGGGGACUGGAGCAGCAGCAGGAAUUGCCGUUGGCGGAUUUGAGUGGAACGCAACCUGGGUCCUCAUCGCUUUGGCAUGGAUCUUUGUGCCUGUGUAUAUCACUGCCGGAGUGGUCACCAUGCCAGAGUAUCUGAGGAAGAGAUUUGGGGGACAGCGCAUCCGAAUCUACAUGAGUGUCCUUUCUCUCGUCCUGUACAUCUUCACCAAGAUAUCAACGGAUCUUUUCUCUGGAGCUUUAUUCAUUCAAAUCUCCCUGGGAUGGAAUCUCUAUCUGUCCACUGUAGCACUCAUAUUGGUGACUGCUGUGUUUACCAUAGCCGGUGGGCUGACAGCUGUGAUCUACACAGACGCGUUACAGGCACUCAUCAUAUUAAUUGGAGCCAUUGUUGUCAUGUUCAUAGCUUUUGACAAAGUGGGCUGGUAUGAAGGUUUGCUGGAGAAGUAUGAAAACGCAAUGCCAGCUCUCACUGUUCCUAACACGACAUGUCACAUCCCUCGAUCUGAUGCCUUCCACAUGCUCAGAGACCCAAUAACUGGGGACCUGCCCUGGCCUGGUCUCAUUUUUGGCCUCACUAUUUUAGCCACAUGGGUCUGGUGUACUGACCAGGUGAUGGUCCAAAGAUCUAUUGCAGCCAAAAAUCUGUCUCAUGCCAAAGGUGGAUCGAUUAUGGGAGGUUACCUGAAACUUCUACCCAUGUUCCUGAUUGUGUUCCCUGGCAUGAUUAGCAGAAUACUUUUCCCAAAUGAGGUGGCUUGCGUGGUUCCUGAGGAAUGCAGCAGUAUCUGUGGAUCUACUGUAGGGUGUUCCAACAUUGCCUACCCAAAACUAGUAGUAGAGCUCAUGCCAGUGGGUUUGCGAGGGUUGAUGAUUGCAGUAAUGAUGGCUGCUCUCGUAUCUUCCCUCACCUCCAUCUUCAACAGCAGCAGUACACUCUUCACUAUGGACAUAUGGCAGCGUUUCCGACGGCACGCGUCUGAAGGAGAACUCAUGAUUGUUGGGAGAGUGUUUAUUUUAGUGCUGGUGGUCGUGAGUAUCUUAUGGAUCCCAAUCAUCCAGUCAGCCAGCGGGGGACAGCUUUUCGACUAUAUGCAGUCCAUAACCAGCUACCUGGCCCCACCUGUCACCGCAGUGUUUCUCAUGGCCAUUUUCUGGGAGCGUGUGAAUGAGGAGGGAGCUUUCUGGGGUCUGAUCGUGGGUCUGGUGGUGGGAGCAGUACGGAUGAUCAUGGAGUUUGCAUAUGGUUUUCCAUCCUGUGGUCAGCCGGACCCCCGACCUGCCGUGCUGAAAGAUGUUCACUAUCUGUACUUUGCCAUCAUUCUGUUUGCCCUAACAGUCAUGGUCAUCACUGUUGUCAGCCUCUGCACACCUCCUAUUCCACCGCAACAUCUUGUUCGUCUGACGUGGUGGACAAGAAACAGUAAGGAAGAGCGAGUGGAGAUGGAAGAUCCCUGGGCUGCUUCACCCAGGCCUGACACCUCUGAGUCUGGUAGUGUUGCUUCAGUAGAACAGGAGGCCAUGACUCUGCCAAUGUGGAAGAAACUUGGAAUGUGGGUGUGUGGUCUCUCACAGCAGCCCGAAGUCAAACUGACUGAAGAGGAAAAGAAAGCUCUAGAAAAGAAACUCACCAGUAUCGAGGAGGAGCCCCUUUGGAAACAUGUGUGCGAUGCCAAUGCAAUAAUAAUUCUUGCCAUCAAUGUGUUUCUUUGGGCCUACUUUGCCUGA